Sorex fumeus (smoky shrew) is the source of this 2823-nucleotide messenger RNA. RefSeq names its product synapse defective Rho GTPase homolog 1 (gene SYDE1). The record is from RefSeq and is a predicted model, not a curated record. Bases 68 to 2257 code for a protein of 729 amino acids. Gene Ontology annotation, biological process: signal transduction. The transcript has 8 exons. NCBI's taxonomy places the organism in Eukaryota, Metazoa, Chordata, Mammalia, Eulipotyphla, Soricidae.
CCGGCGGGCGGGCGGGCGGGGAGCACGGGGCGCAGCGGGGUGCUCGGGCCGGCGGCGGGGCCCCAGCAUGGCCGAGCCGCUGCUCAGGAAAACCUUCUCCCGCCUGCGGGGCCGGGAGAAACUUCCCCGGAAAAAGUCAGACGCCAAGGAGCGCGGCCGGCCUGCCCAGCCCCCCGCGCCCAGCCCCUUGGAGCCAGAAGCCCAGGCGCCUGAAGGGCCCCCCUCGGGAGCAGACGGGGCGCCCAGCCCCGAGCCCUCCCGGAGCCCGGCCCGCGGCGUGUACCUGCAGAGCCUGGAGCCCAGCAGCCGCCGGUGGGUGCUGAGCGGAGCCAAGCCCCCAGAGGAGGUGGCCGCGGGGCCCCGCCUGCCGGGCAACGGCGAGCCGGCCGGCGAGAUCUGGUACAACCCCAUCCCCGAGGAGGACCCCCGGGCCGCGGCGCAGCCGGCGUCGGACGCACCAGGUGCCGCCCCCGGCAGCCCGCCCCCCAAGGCGUCGCGCACCAAGUCCCCGGGGCCCGCCCGGCGCCUGUCCCUGAAGAUGAGGAAGCUGCCCGAGCUGCGGCGCCGCCUGAGCCUGCGGAGCAGCCGCGCCGGCCGGGAGCGCGAGCGGGCGGCGCCCGCAGGCUCCGUCAUCAGCCGCUACCACCUGGACAGCAGCGUGGGCACCCCGGGCCGGGCGGUGGCGCCCCCGCGAGCCGGCCACCUCAGCGACGGCGACUCUCCGGAGCGGCCCGCGGGGCCGCCGUCGCCCGCCACCUUCCGGCCCUACGAGGCGGGCGCGGGGGGCGCGGCGGGCGCGCGGGUGCCCCCGGCCGCGCUCUGGGGCCGCCUCAGCCUGCACCUGUGCGGACUCGGGGGGCUGCGGCCGUCGCCGGGGGCCGCCCCGCGGGACCUCUACUGCCUGCUGCAGGUGGACGGCGUGGCGCGGGCACGCACCGGGCCGCUGCGCGCCGGCCCCGACUUCCUGCGGCUGGACCACACUUUCCACCUGGAGCUCGAGGCCGCGCGGCUGCUGCGGGCGCUGGUGCUGGCGUGGGACCCCGGCGUCCGGCGCCACCGGCCGUGCGCCCAAGGCGCGGUGCUGCUGCCCACCGUCUUCCGAGGCUGCCAGGCCCAGCAGCUGGCCGUGAGCCUCGAACCCCAGGGGCUGCUGUAUGCCAAGCUGACCCUCUCAGAGCAACGAGAAGCUCCUGGCUCGGCAGAGCCCCGCGUCUUCGGGCUGCCCCUGUCGCUGCUGGUGGAGAGGGAGCAGCCGCCUGGCCAGGUGCCCCUCAUCAUCCAGAAGUGUGUUGGACAGAUCGAGCACCGAGGGCUGCGGGUUGUGGGGCUAUACCGCCUAUGUGGCUCAGCAGCUGUGAAGAAAGAGCUUCGGGACGCGUUUGAACGGGACAGUGCGGCUGUCUGCCUCUCUGAGGACCUGUACCCAGAUAUCAACGUCAUCACUGGCAUCCUCAAGGACUACCUAAGGGAACUGCCCACACCACUCAUCACCCAGCCCCUCUACCAGGUGGUACUGGAGGCCAUGGCCCAAGGGCCCACCAGCAGGGCACCCCAGAGCACUGAGGGCACCCGGGAGCUCCUCAGCUGCCUGCCAGAUGUGGAGAAGGCCACGCUGACACUCCUACUGGACCACCUGCGUCUCGUGUCCUCCUUUCACGCCCACAACCGCAUGACCCCGCAAAAUCUAGCUGUGUGCUUCGGUCCAGUGCUGCUGCCUGCCCGCCAGGCCCCAGGCAGGUCCCGCGCGCGAAGCUCGGGCCCAGGCCUCGCCAACGCAGUGGACUUCAAGCGCCACAUCGAGGUGUUGCACUACCUACUGCAGUCCUGGCCAGAUCCCCACAGGGCCCCGGAAACCCCGGGUCUCGCCCCGUGCCUUCGGCCCAAACGACAGCAGUCACUGCACUUAACACUAGCGGCCCCUGAAGUGGUGACUCGGCCCCGAGGCCGCAGCGGCCCAGAGAGCCCCCCGAGCAACCGCUACGCUGGUGACUGGAGCGUGUGCGGGCGGGACUUACUGCCGUGUGGGCGGGACUUCCUGACUGGGCCCGACUACGACCACGUGACGGGGAGCGACAGCGAUGAUGAUGACGAUGAUGAUGAUGACGACGACGACAACGAGGCGGGGGCACCCCAGGCCGCCGCCGACUUCGACGCAUUCGAGGCGCCCUUUAACCCGCACCUGAAUCUCAAGGACUUCGAUGCCCUGAUCCUGGACCUGGAGCGAGAGCUCUCCAAGCAGAUCCACGUGUGCCUCUGAGGCCCGUCCCCCGCCUGCGUGGGGCCGCCCUCCUCCCUCCCGUGCUGGGGAAACCAGUCACUGUGAGCCCGCUCUCGCUGCUGCCAGCCCAUCAGUAUUAGCUUUGAGCACCGCACUCUGCUCCUCCCUGGGCCGAGGGCUGUCCCACGCGUUGUUUGCACAGGGUAGGGUGACCCCGAUUCUGGGCUCUGACUCAGUAGGGUGGCCACAGCUGCAGAGGGGUUUGUGGAAAGAGUCUGCUUCUUCCCUCCUUUCCCCACACCUAAGAACGUUGAGCACUUACAAGACCUUCCUUUUGGAGGGGGUCCCACCUGAAGUGUUGGGCUGGGGCAGUUUGGUACGGAACUAUUUAUUGCCUCCGUGUGUGUUGUCUGUAUGUGAGGGCCAGUGUGUGUGCGUGCACAGGCCUAGGGUGUGCGUGAGAGGCUCUGGAGAGCCACCAAGGAGGGAAGAGAGUUAGCAGGGCCCAGACACCCUCACGUGCCACAGGCGGGAGUCGGCGCCGUCUGCCCCGCCACUGCCUCACUGCCAUCUCUGGACAAUAAAUCAGAUGCACAGGUCUGAGU